GCCCGCGCGGAGUAAUUUGCGGAUGUGAGAAGGCUCCACUUGUCAGUCAGACUUUGAACUGUGCACUGGCGCUCAUCACUGCUUAUCUCUGACCGCUGCUUGUCAUCAAAGACGCCGGCCACUGACACUUAAAAUCGACGAGCUCAGAUGUAAAGAUUAGGAUGAACAGUUGCUAAGAAAGAGAGAGAGAGCGCGAGCGAGAGAGGAGGAAAAGGAAAAAAAAAGGGAAGCCCGGAGAGCAUCACUGUAAGGGAGCAGAGCGGGGAUUAAACGUUCGCUACGCCGUUUAACGUUCACGUUGCUCGGGAGUUGAGAUGGUCCAGACCAGGAAUGUUUUUUUAGCCUUGCUUCUUGUGGGCAGCAUAGUUUCCUUGGAGGUCCAGAUCACACCUACCCAUGGUGAGAUUAGCCUUGGAGAAUCCAAAUUCUUCAUGUGCGAUGUUGUAGGCGUUGCCAAACACGUGGACUGGUAUGGCCCGAGCGGGGAGCGGAUAGCCCCGAAUAGACCAGACUUGACUGUAACCCGCAACGAUGAGUCAUCUUCCACCCUCACAUUUUAUGAAGCCAAGACCGAUAGCGCCGGGACGUACAAGUGCGUCGCCACCAACGGAGACCAGCAAGCGGAGGCAACCGUUAAAGUGAAAAUCUUCCAAAGAAUAACCUUCACAAAUGCACCGCCUCGCCAAGAGUUUACUGAAGGAGACAACGCAAACAUCGUUUGUGAUGUCACCAGCUCACCCCCGCCCACAGUCUUUUGGAAAUACAAGGGAGCCAAAAUACAGAUGGAGAAAGAUGUUCGUUUCAAGGUGCUAAGCAACAAUCACCUUCAAAUCCGCGGCAUAAAGAAGACCGAUGAGGGCAUGUACAUGUGUGAGGCUCGCCUCAUGGCCCGCGGCGAGAUUGAUCUGCGUCCCAUCAGUGUCGUGGUGAAUGUGCUCCCAACCAUCAGAAUAUGGCAGUCAGAAGUCAACGCCACAGCAGAGGUUGCACAACCUGCCAUUCUGACUUGUGCUGUUGAUGGCUACCCUGAACCCAUGGUGACCUGGAUAAGGAACGGAGUAGAACUCAGAGACGAGGAGAAGUACGGCUUUAAUGAAGAUGGCUCCGAAAUGACUAUAAUGGAUGUAACCAAGCUGGACGAAGGAGAGUACACGUGCGUCGCCAAGAACAAGGCUGGGGAGAGCGAGAAGGAACUCAGCCUGAGAGUGUUUGUUAAACCGAAGAUCACAUACAUAGUGAACCGGACCGCUUCAGAGACGGAAGAGCAGGUAACUGUGACUUGUGAAGCAUCUGGAGAUCCGACUCCAACCAUCAGCUGGAGCUACGGUGAGCAAGUCUUCACCGAAGGAGACCAGGCACAUCUAAACAGGAUCUAUCAGGCAUCAUGGACUCGGCCUGAGCAGCACAAGAGUCCAGAUGGAAAUGUAGUAGUAAGGAGCGAUGCUCGUGUGUCCUCCCUCACUCUGAAGUAUGUCAAGUAUACAGAUGCCGGUCAGUAUCUCUGCAAAGCUCGCAGUGCCAUCGGAGAGGAUGAACAGACCGCUUAUCUGGAGGUCCGCUAUACGCCUAAGAUCCACGGAACAGUGGCGGUUUACACGUGGGAGGGAAACCCGGUCAACAUCAGCUGCGAGGUCAAGGCUUUCCCCACAGAUGUGUCAAUUGUUUGGCUCAGAGAUGGACUGCAGCUUCCAAACUCAAACACCACCAACAUCAAAAUCUUCAGAACUCCUUUAUCCAGUUACCUACAGAUUACACCAGAGUCUGAAAAUGAUUUUGGAAGCUAUAACUGCACCGCCUCAAACGAGAUGGGCACCGAGUCCAAGGAGUUCCUGCUCAUUCAGGCCGAGGUUCCGUCAUCGUUGGUCAUUGAUGAAGUGAGGCCUUUCUCCACCACCGCUCUGAUCCAGUUUGGAGAGCCUGAAUCUACUGGAGGCGUUCCUGUUCUCAAGUACAGAGCUGAAUGGAGGAUGCAGGGCAGGAGCAGCUGGACGCAGAAAGUCUACGAGGUCCAAGACGACUUCGACAACGAGGUGACGAUAACGGGCCUGAAACCGGAGAGCCGCUACGAGGUGAAGCUGUCGGCCAUUAACGGCAAGGGCGAAGGAGAGAGCAGCCCCACGGAGCGGUUCAAGACCGAGCCUGUCCCCCCCAUUAAGAAGAACGACCUUUUUCAUUUUUUCACAGACGGAACAGAAGGAAAUCCUAAUCCUCCUAAGCUUGAAGGGUCAGUGGAGCCUAAAGGCAACUCCCUCAAAGUCAGCUGGAUUAAGCAGGAUGAUGGCGGCUCUCCCAUCCUGCAUUAUCUUAUCCGCUAUAAACCCAUCCAGACGUCACAGUGGAAGCCUGAGAUCCGGAUGCCCAGUGGCAGCGAUUACGUCGUGCUGCGUGGAUUGGACUGGGACACGGAGUACGACGUGUAUGUGGUGGCCGAGAACCUGAAGGGGAAGUCUCCGCCCGCCACCAUGUCCUUCAGAACAUCUGCAGAGCCAGAGGCCUUCCCAGAUCUGGGUGAUGAGGGCCCGUUCUUCAUGAACAUCAUACUCUGGGCAGGGAUCCUUGUUGUAGUAUUUGUACUCCUGCUGCUAGCAGUGGAUGUCACUUGUUACUUUGUCAACAAAUGUGGCCUUAUCAUGUGCCUGUGUGGAAAAUCAGGCACAGGGACGAAAGGGCACGUGUUGGAAGAGGCCAAAGCUGCUUUCGUGAAAGACGAGUCCAAAGAGCCCAUAGUGGAAGUCCGAACGGAGGAUGAGUGCACAGCCAAUCACAACGCAGCCGGACCGAUAGAGCCCAACGAAACUACACCUCUCACAAAGCCAGAGCUGGUGGCUUCUCUGGCACUGGACACCCCCUCCUCCGUAGCCACCAACUCAGACACAGCCACCGCGACCAUUGAUCCUGCUCAGGAAAGCCCCUCUAGCGAGACCACCACACUCACAUGCAGCCUGUCCACCCUGGCCAACGAGCCCUCGCCCACCCCCCUCACCGCUCCGGCCCCGACCCCCGAGUCCAACACGGCCCCUCCGACCCCCGUGGUCUCCUCGACCGCCGUUGAAGCCAAAAUGGCACCGUUGCUCGAGGAGAGGGGGCAUAAGACCUUGGAAGAGCCGGAGAAGAUGAGCAAUCCUCCUACCACCCCCGAACAGUGUAGACCUCAAAAGUCCGGAACGCCAAUACCGCCAAAGCGCAGACACUCUCCCAAACUCGCUGCUCUGAAUGCUAAAAACAGUCCGCCGGUUUCCCCUCUCGCCGUGUCUUCUCCUCCUCUCAUUCCAGAUGGCAAGAAACCUGCACCGAGCCCACCGGUCAACAAGCCCACUCCACGGGCCAACGCCGUUGCCUUAAGCAAAGAGACACCGGUGCAAACUGCUGCCUCUACAGCGAACACUGCCCUCCCAAAACCAGACCCGGAGUCUAAACCUGGGCUUCCAGAUUCUACCGCAUACACCUUUACUGACUUUGACACAGAUAAUCCAACCAGUAACAACAUCCCCACACCAAAACCCGCGCCGAUUUACGCUUCUUCAGAUAUCCCCAAUGCCGUCGAAGAUCCACAACUCAAAAAUCCCGUCACUCUAUUGGCAGACAUCCCCUCGCCUUUACCCAUCACCGCAAUCGCUUCAGCAGUCCCGAACGACCUCCUGACGCCGGGGUCAGACCUGUACGACUUAACGGCUCCGGACGGAGUGCACAAAAAUGCAGAUUUAGAGUUAGAGCUGAGAAACGGCGCAGGAAGGCCCUCCCGGCCCCUCUCUGACCUGAUUAGCUUAGAGAGCCCGUCCGCCGCCCCCUCUCUGCCCAGCGGAGACCAAGCAGACUUCCCUCCCUCAGGCCCAGUUCUGGAGGCUUCAGAGACUCUCAAGACCGCUCCUCCUGUCAACGAUGAGAAGAUAUUUGCUGAUGAGAAAAGCAAACUGGAGGAGGGAGACCUACCAAACCCCCUGAUCACUUCGGCACACAACAGUGUCAUACAGACAAACACGACAGAGAGCAAAGUAUGAUGGGCCAACUGGGAAACGCAAAAACCCCUCCUCCCCCUCCGCCGCCCAGUCACGCUUUAGAGCAGCAGUGACAGGAAAAGCUUUUGUUUUUAGUGCCCUUAACGCAUUUAACACCACACACCUCCGUGGAUCGGUUAGCGCGCACUCUGACUGCUUUCGUUUAUUAAAUGUUUACCACACCCUGCAGAGUUUAUCUUUAGAUCAUAAGAGAUUUAUUUAUUUUUAAUUCUCAUUUUUACGUAACCAGUCCGGACACUUCUGCUUUUACUAAAGGACCGCCUCGUAAGUGUGUGAAACUUUAAAAAAUAAAUAAAUAAAACGUGCGUAGUUUUGCCAGCUACUCACGAAUACUGGAAUAUUAUGAGAAAUAUAAAUGUAAGAGAAAAUGACUAUAUAAAUAGAAAUUAUUUUUCUUAUUUUAUUGUUCUAUUGUGCAAAACUUAAACUUGUUUUUUUUAAUUAUUAUUAUUUGACUUUUUGUGGGAUAGUCUCCAAGUAGCUUGUUCUGCAUGUCUGACCUGCAAGUGGUUGUAAAGUUUUCACUGUGUCUGUUACAGGGAUUUUUAACGCUGGCGUCGAUCGAAAAACCGAGACCCGACUAAAGCGUUUAGACGUGCGGUGACUUGCAAAAGUGUUCACAAGCCUGAACUUUUUCACAUUUUGUUACGACCACGAUCUUAAAACAGAUUCAUGAUGCUCAAUUUUUUUUUUUCUAAAUCCAAAACUGUAUGGCAGUUAUUUGUAUUCAACCAUCCUUGAUUCAUAAAUUGUGUUUGAUCAUAUUUCACUGCAGUCGUUUAGGUAUAGCUCUAUUGUUUCUACACAUAGUGACAACAGUUUUGGCCCCUGGGGGGGAAAGAAAAUUGGCCAUAUAUGUUGUAACUUGUGCUUUUCACAAUUAUGUGCACCUUUGUGUUAAUCAGUAUCAAAAACUAAUAAAAUCCGUCAACAUUUGUAUCAAAAUAUGAAAAAAAAAAUCAGGGAUUGUAACUUUUGCAAGGCAAAGUAUUUGUUUUGGUAAAUAAUGAAAAAAAAGGCUGCAGCUGCAGGAGGGAGAUAUUCUACGAUGCAACAGUGUGCAUGAUCAUAUCAGAUAUGGACCAAUUUGUCAAACUUAUUCUGUCACUGCCUUAUAAUAGUGCUGUUAAAUAUUCACGAUACCAUGCAUUUAACGAAAAAAAAAAAAAAGGGAACGUCCUGAAGAUGAGAUGCGAGACGCCAGCGGAACAGCUGACUUAAAGCCAAGUGUUUGGAGGACAAAAAAAACCUCCAAAAAAUCAAGUGAAUGUCACGCGACCGCCAGCUGAAUAACGAUAUCUGCCCAGAGGACGAAGACGGUUUAUCUUCUUGACAUCUGUGGAGAUCACAGCUCUGGCUCCAUAAGUCUGGAGAUUCGCUCAGAAACACUAAAGAAGAAGGAAAAACU
Poecilia latipinna (sailfin molly) is the source of this 5424-nucleotide messenger RNA. RefSeq names its product neural cell adhesion molecule 1b (gene ncam1b). Gene Ontology annotation, biological process: homophilic cell-cell adhesion; dendrite self-avoidance; synapse organization. The transcript has 24 exons. The coding region runs from base 315 to 3998 and encodes 1227 amino acids. Lineage: Eukaryota; Metazoa; Chordata; Actinopteri; Cyprinodontiformes; Poeciliidae. The record is from RefSeq and is a predicted model, not a curated record. Gene Ontology annotation, cellular component: axon; plasma membrane; neuronal cell body. Gene Ontology annotation, molecular function: cell-cell adhesion mediator activity; axon guidance receptor activity.